AUGAAUUUCGGUACGGAAAAUGAAGAUAUGGAAUUGGGAGAGAUGGUGUUGGAUUCAGAUAUUCCUAUUCCUUCUAUCGAGCUUGAUGCGGAUGACUUCAUGGACAAAGAGGUAUCAGGGGGACGUUUAGUUGAGCUUCAGAACGGGAAGGAUGAGAGACAUAUUGUCGAGGAAGAAAGCAGUGAUAUCUUAGAAGCAAGAGCCAGAGAUAGCCACGGAACUAGAUGCCAAGACAAAAUGAAGCUGGGCAGAAAUCACCACCAACAUCUGCUUACGACGUCAAGAAGUCAAAUUUGCUUGAGAGAGGCUGUGCCCUCCACAUAA
This is a messenger RNA of Botrytis sinoallii, 324 nucleotides long. RefSeq lists its product as uncharacterized. The record is from RefSeq and is a predicted model, not a curated record. NCBI's taxonomy places the organism in Eukaryota, Fungi, Ascomycota, Leotiomycetes, Helotiales, Sclerotiniaceae. The transcript has a single exon. Bases 1 to 324 code for a protein of 107 amino acids.